Aspergillus bombycis is the source of this 1347-nucleotide messenger RNA. RefSeq names its product FAD-dependent oxidoreductase. Gene Ontology annotation, molecular function: FAD binding. The transcript has 3 exons. NCBI's taxonomy places the organism in Eukaryota, Fungi, Ascomycota, Eurotiomycetes, Eurotiales, Aspergillaceae. Bases 1 to 1347 code for a protein of 448 amino acids. The record is from RefSeq and is a predicted model, not a curated record.
AUGGCUCUCCGCCCGUGCAAGGUCCUCAUCGUGGGAGGUGGGAUCGCCGGUCUCUCCCUUGCGCUUAUGCUAGAAAAGAAUGCAGUGGACUAUUUAUUACUGGAGGCAUACCCGAAUAUUGUGACAGAUGUCGGGGCUGGUAUCUGUAUGAUGCCCAACGGUCUCCGAGUCCUUGAUCAGCUGGGCUGCUAUGAGGAUUUGCUCAGUCAUACCAGGAAUCCCGUCACUAGUGUAUCCUGGCGAGAUCUAGAGGGCAAGGCACUGGGGUCGAUAGAUGGUUCAACGACAAGUGAAAGAUAUGGCUAUUCUUAUCUGUGGAUGGACCGCAAGGCACUGCUCGAGGUCCUUUACAGUCGCAUCUCGGACAAAUCAAAGGUGUUGACCCAGAAGCGUGUCGCAACGGUUCACCACACCGAGAACAGUGUCGAGGUGACCACGACAGAUGGAUCAAGAUACAGCAGUGACAUUCUUGUCGGAGCGGAUGGGACGCACUCUCGUAUCAGACAAGAAAUGGUUCGCUUAGCAGGAACCCUCGGACUCCAGGACGAUUAUGGCGACGAGACCCCUGCAACCUAUUCCUGCAUCUUCGGCGUGUCAACUGGGGUUCCCGGAAUCCCCCCAGGCUGUCUCGACUUUGUCGUAAACGAACAGUCCUCACACAUCGUCGGGAGUGGACCUGAUAACCGGACGUACUGGUUUCUCAUGGCCCACAUGGGACAGACCUUCCACGGUGAAGAUAUACCUCAAUUAAGCAACAAAGAACAAGAUGCUCUCGCUCAAAAACACUGGAAUGACCACAUUAGGCCGGACGUGCGAUUCUCGGAUCUCUAUAAGAACAGAAUAUCGACCAUAUACACUCCUAUGCGUGAAUGCGUGGACAGACAUUGGCACUUGAACAGAGUCAUGCUCAUUGGCGAUGCCGUACAUAAGAUGCUUCCUAGCAUCGGACAAGGAGGAAGCCAAGCUGUUGAGAGCGCAGCGGCGUUGACAAACAGCCUCAUGGAGGUUUUAUCGAAACCGUCUUCUUUGGGUGCACCGUCGACUACAGAGCUUUCCAGCAUAUUUCAGCAGGUCCAAGAUAUUCGCGCCGCGCGAUUGUCCCAAAUGAUGGAUAUGGCUCACCGUCGCCAGCAGAUGGACGCUAUGGAGACUCCGGAAUUAAGAGAUACUAUUUUGAAUAAGUUCCCCAAGUUAUUACCAGGAGUGGCGAUACAGCGAUGGGACGCAACCUUUCUCUCGGGGGUCUCGUUGAGAAUGCUUGACAUUCCUGCUAGACCUAGAACAGCUAUAUUCCAUGACGAGAGGCGAAAAGACGAAGGAUCCACCGAAAAAACGGCGAGGAUAUGA